GGAGGAAAGGAAAAAAAAAAAGUUUUGAAAGUUUUGAAGAUAUGUUACUUAAUCCAACACAUUGUAUGAGAUUAUCUCUAACAUGCCUUCCAUAUCUCACAAAGUCACAAAUUGUAGUCAACUUAAAGUAAAAGUCAACUUGCUUGACAAAUUCCCGCCAAACUUUAUCAUAAUUCAGAUAGCUAAUUCAUUUAUUCAUCAGUCCACCAUAUUCCAAAGCAUCCAAACCCAAAAAAAAUAAAAAUAAAAAAAAUAAAAAAUCAAACAUUGCCUUAAUCUUUUUUUGGUUUUUUACUCUAAAUGCCAAUUUUUCAUUAUCAUUCUCCAAUGAUUUCACGCUCAUUACCAUUUCUAGUCCUCUGGUUAUCAAUUUCACUAACCUCGGCUCAAAACGCGGGUGUUGAUCUUGCUAGGUUCUCUUGUAACGAUACUCUUGGCACCUACAACGAAACCAGUGCUUACGCCGCAAACCUUAAAACCCUUCUUACUUCCCUAAUCACCAACAGCCAAGAAAAUUGUGGCUUCCACAACCUUACUGCAGGGGACACUAGCAACGAUACGGUCAAUGUCAUUGCCCUUUGUCGCGGUGACCUAAAGUCAUCCGAUUGCACGGCCUGCCUUGUCAAUGCCGCUAGGCGGAUCCAGGUAGAUUGUCCCAACAACUUUGAAGCAAUUGGGUGGUACAAUGAUUGCAUGCUUCGAUACUCCCCACGUUCGAUCUUCGGCACCAUGGAGCCGUUGCCGGGUGAUGGGCUAAAUAGUGUAGGCAAUACGUCUGAUCCUGUCAGGUUCGAGCUAUGUCUAUCGAAUACAAUACCUACAAUGUCAUAAGACAAGAGUAUAUUUA
This is a messenger RNA of Chenopodium quinoa (quinoa), 847 nucleotides long. RefSeq names its product cysteine-rich repeat secretory protein 38-like. Bases 301 to 831 code for a protein of 176 amino acids. The record is from RefSeq and is a predicted model, not a curated record. Lineage: Eukaryota; Viridiplantae; Streptophyta; Magnoliopsida; Caryophyllales; Amaranthaceae. The transcript has a single exon.